Somion occarium is the source of this 2005-nucleotide messenger RNA. The record is from the annotation of a GenBank genome assembly. Lineage: Eukaryota; Fungi; Basidiomycota; Agaricomycetes; Polyporales; Cerrenaceae.
ACUGUACAGUUCCUCGCUUCUGCCCCGUAUAAAGCCCGCCCUCCGCACUCGACAGCCUUUCAACGCUUAAAACACAGCCUUCAAAAGCAUCUCGACGAUGACUCGCCCGCCUGCUUGCAGGACUGGAGUGGGUCGAGGACCUUGAGACCGUCAUAAUGGGCUGGAGAUCCAGAAGACCUCCGGGUUGCGAACGAUGGGACUUGGGUGCGGCGCGCCCCUGCUUUCGCGGAUGGGACUUGUCCCAGCAGUUGGCUCUUCGUAGCUGCUGUAUGGGUUGCGUCGCAAUGUCUCGUUGUACAUGUCAUCAUUUGUAAUUUGUGUUGCAUGUCAAUCUAUUCUCCAUUUCUGCAUUUCAGUCACCCGUGCUUGAUCCUCGUGAGGAUAUGAUGAAAGGACUGAUUGCUUUGUUGAAGCAAUGGUCGGGUCUGAUCGGUCUCAUCUGACGUUGCUCUCCAGUAUAUACAUGGCAUCCUCAAACGCUUCAAAGCCGGAGGAUCUGGAGGUGCGGUACUUAUUGUGCCACUAUUCUGUUGCGAAUGGAAGAUAUGGAAGAUCAAAGAUGCGAACAUGCUGGUGUGCAUGUUUUUCCCGAAGAGUAGCAAUGUGACUGACCAGUGUGACCGAGGCUGAGCCUGUCUCUUGCUCCUCAAAGCUUCAAGGCUUCAAUCUGGACCUCUUCUGUACUUCGUAGUCAAAGGUAUACCAUCGCAUUCUCGUUAUUCUAAUGGCUGCUCGUCGCCUGGCGAUCUCAUCCCUGCUAUGCGAGGACGACUCCGUUGGUGGACCGGUUGCUGGCCCUUCUAGUACUUCCAUUUCUUCUCGUCCCAGCCUUGAGUUUGUAGAGUCCGAUCUAUCCUAUUCCACCACCUCUCGACAGGAUGUAGACCAUAGGAAUUCUAUCCCUUCUUCCACGUAUCUCUCAGGUGCAAGUUCAGAUCGCAGUAGUUCAACCCAGUCUACGGCCCUUGUGAGACCUCCAGGACCGAUACCCCGUCAGAAUGAAGGAGGUGGAUCCUAUUCAUCCCUGCGUAAAGGUGGCACAGAGACGGACGUUGACGAUGAGCAUGGCAUGAUUGAUGCCUCGAGGACAGAUUCGGUCACCACUAAUUACGUUGUUGCAACUAACCGUCACUCCCGACGUCAGUGGUCGCCGUUUGAUGCUCAACCAUAUUCACCUGAGGAUUCCUACCACAACCAUACCCCAUUUCAGCGUUCGACAGAGUGCUCGUAUACAACUUUCAGAUCUUCGUCUUCUUCCGGACAGAGAGUUUCACCAGGAGGCUACGCCCGAUCACGAUCACCAGCACAGUUGGUGCAUCCACCAUCCCUAUCGCCAACACAACUAGUUACGCCGCCUGUCCCUUUGACUGCUCAAUACCGGCGUACGUCGGCAUCAGACGUUCAAUAUUCGCGACCACAUCGCCACGUCUCCUUUCAGACUUACUCCUGUUCAUCCUUCUUUUUCCGCCGAUACUUCUUCAUCUUCUACGUCGCCUAUCUCUAUACAGCGGCCUUUGUCCCCGCGUCGUUCUCCGACACUCUCUCGCUCCUAUCCUCCUGUGAAGACACAUUCGCCGUCAAUGUCACUACCUCGUCCAUCAGUAUCUCCGACAAUAUCCAAAUCACCAUUGGAGGGAUUUGGACCGUUGGAAGCACUGGUGCAGGCAGCGACGGAGGAGCGAAGAAGGUUGAGUGGAGACUUGCCCACUGUGGGUUGGCAGGGUACGGGAUCAGAGACAAGUCCUCGGUUAAGAGCUGCUCCCGCAAGUCCCGCCCUUGUAGCUGCACCAUCACGUUCAUCCUAUUCGCGUUCGCCUGAGCCAUUGUCAUCACCACCAGACCACCCUCUUGAAUCAGCCUAUGGUCAACUCUCAACGUCACCGACCGUGAGCUCUACACGACUAUUGCCGAAUGAUAAUCUUCCUGAGAUCAAUGCUCGAACCCUACGCGAUGGUGAACCACCGCCCAAGCGUCGCAAGAGUUCCAAUGAAUCUCAGCCGCGACC